Parastagonospora nodorum SN15 is the source of this 2190-nucleotide messenger RNA. RefSeq lists its product as hypothetical. Bases 1 to 2190 code for a protein of 729 amino acids. Lineage: Eukaryota; Fungi; Ascomycota; Dothideomycetes; Pleosporales; Phaeosphaeriaceae. The record is from RefSeq and is a predicted model, not a curated record. Gene Ontology annotation, molecular function: N-acylsphingosine amidohydrolase activity. Gene Ontology annotation, biological process: ceramide catabolic process; long-chain fatty acid biosynthetic process; sphingosine biosynthetic process. The transcript is spliced from 3 exons. Gene Ontology annotation, cellular component: extracellular region.
AUGGCGCGCUCACACAUCGCUGUCGCCUUGGGCGCCGCACUCGUUGCUUCCUUGAUCAUUUCGCAGCUUGUUAUCAACUUAGGAUUCCCCAAAGUCGAGUUCUGGCACUGGAGACUUGACCAGAGCUACCAUGGCACACCACAGACUCAGUUCCUCGGCGAGAAACAGAGUGGCGAGCAGGCAGACGACCCGGCUUCAUAUAUUGUGGGGGUUGGAAAGGCAGAUAUCACGGGACCAGUGGUAGAGCUCAACCUCAUGGGCUAUGCGAACUCGUCCCAAAUCGGAACUGGACUUCGCCAACGCAUCUACUCGCGGGCCUUUAUUGUUGGAAACCCCAGCGACCCCAGUGAACGCAUCGUGUACAUGGUCCUGGACACCCAGUCUGGUGACUCGGCUAUCCGAAAUGGCAUCUUGGAAGGACUUCAGGCUAUGGGACCCGAGUACUCUGUAUACGGCAAGAACAACGUAGCCGUGACAGGCACGCAUAGUCACGCUGGGCCAGGCGCCUGGUUGAACUACUUGCUGCCACAAAUCACAAGCUUGGGCUUCGAUAAGCAGAGCUACCAAGCAAUCGUUGACGGCGCCCUGCUUUCCAUCAAGCGAGCACACGAGGGUCUGUCGCUUGGAACUCUCAGCGCCGGCAGCGGGAAGAUCUCCGAUACCAACAUCAACCGUAGUUUAUUUGCGUACAUGGCGAACCCGGAAAGCGAGAGAGCUCGAUACGGAGAUGAUGUAGACAAGACCAUGACUCUGCUCAAGUUCACAAGAGACAGUGACGGCAAGAGCCUCGGUGUGCUUAACUGGUUUCCAGUGCACGGCACCAGCUUGCUUGGUAACCAGACCCUGAUCGCAGGCGACAACAAGGGUGUGGCUGCGUACCUCUUUGAGCAAGAUGCUGCCGCGAUUGCGGAUGCUGCACCUGGCUUCGUAGCUGGGUUCUCUCAAGCCAACGUGGGAGACACGACACCGAAUGUCCUUGGCGCAUACUGCGAAGAUGGCUCGGGUACUCAGUGUAGGCUCAAUGACAGUACCUGUGGUGGCAAGAGUCAAGACUGCCACGGCCGAGGCCCGUAUUUCGCUCUCAACGAUGGGGGCGCGAAGUCUUGCUACGAGAUCGGCAAGCGCCAGUUCCAAGGCGCGAAAAGCAUCUAUGGCGACAGUGGCAGCUUCAAAUCCAUCUCUGGCAAGGUGCGCUCGUUCCACACUUGGGUUGACUUUGCCGACUUCACAUUCACACUCAAAAAUGGCACUACCGUACACACGUGCCCAGCGGCCAUGGGUAACUCCUUCGCAGCAGCCACAUCUGACGGCCCCGGUGCGUUUGACUUUGUUCAGAACGACCCAGGCGCCCCUAGCAAUCCGUUCUGGAACAUUGUUGGCAGCGCUAUUGCUCCUCCUAGCAAGAAGCAGAGGGACUGCCAGUACCCGAAGCCGGUGCUGCUGAACGUUGGAGAAGCCAACACACCGUAUCCAUGGUCACCAAACAUUGUCGACAUCCAAGUUCUCCGCGUUGGCCAGCUCGUCCGGGCCGGCGCUGGCGGGAGGCUGUUCACAACCCAAAUCGAGGCUUCGGGUAUUGCCAAAGAUCCAAUCGUAGUACUUGGUGGCCCAGCCAACAGCUACUCACACUACAUCGCCACAGAAGAAGAGUAUAGCGUCCAGCGUUACGAAGGUGCUUCGACGCUCCACGGACCACACACACUGAACGCUUACAUCAACUCUACUUUGACAUACCUACCAUACAUUGCUGAUGAUGUGUCUGGCACCAUACAACCAGGCCCAACACCACCCGACAACCGCGACAAGAGCAUCUCCCUCAUCACAGGCGUCGUGUACGACGGCGCAGGCAUCGGUCGUUCCUUCGGCCAAGUCACCAAAGACGUAGCACCAAACUACGCAGCCGGCGCCCUGGUGCAAGUCACUUUUGUCGGCGCAAACCCUCGCAACAACCUCCGUCUAGAAGGCACAUUCGCCGCCGUCGAGAAGCAGAAUGGGGACGGCACCUGGACGCAAGUGAAAAACGACGAGGACUGGGAACUCGUGUAUCAAUGGAAACGCGUGAGCGGGCUGCUGGGCACGAGCGAUGUGACAAUUACGUGGGAUACGGGACUGACGCAGCCCGCGGCUGGGAAGUAUAGGUUCAAGUACUAUGGCGAUUCAAAGGCUGGGGGACAAGAUUACUGCGUUUGA